Nycticebus coucang (slow loris) is the source of this 7092-nucleotide messenger RNA. It is a transcript of the gene TC2N, whose product is annotated as tandem C2 domains, nuclear. The transcript has 13 exons. The record is from RefSeq and is a predicted model, not a curated record. Gene Ontology annotation, cellular component: nucleus. The coding region runs from base 362 to 1828 and encodes 488 amino acids. Lineage: Eukaryota; Metazoa; Chordata; Mammalia; Primates; Lorisidae.
GUGGCGGCGGGGGCGGACGGUCCACUGCCUCUGAGCAGGUACCCGGCAGCGCUCGCCUCAGCGCGCGGUGGGGCGGGGGUGCCCCGAGAGCCGCGCGCGGAGACCCACGGAGGGCGGCAGGAACCGGUGCAGCUCAGAGACAAGGUCUUGCUAUGUUUCCCGGGCUAGUCUUGGACUCCUGGCCUCAAGCAAUCUUCUCACCUCACUGGGAAAUGCUGGGAUUAGAGGGAUGAACAACUAGCCCAACCUGGAAUUUUUAAUACGUGAUGUUUGUGAAAUUGGCAUAGUCAAUUGGGAAAAAAUAGGUUGAUAGUAAACUUGGAAGUUUGUAAAUUUUGUUGGAUAUUGGAAAUUGAAUGUAAUGGCUACAGAAUUUAUAAAGAGUUGCUGCAGAGGAUGUUUCUAUGGUGAAACAGAAAAGCACAAUUUGGAAAGAGACUUUAAAACAGCAGUCUCAAAUAGUCAGAAUACUGCCAUCUGUGUACUUCCAUUUACAUCUGUUUCUGUAAAGCCUCAGGUUGGCUGUACUGAGGAUUAUUUGCUUUCCAAAUUACCUUCUGAUGGCAAAGAAGUGCCAUUUGUGGUGCCCAAGUUUAAGUUAUCUUAUAUUCAGCCCAGGACCCAAGCAACUCCUUCCAAUUUGGAAGAACUUGAAGGAUCUGCCAGAGCAUCUUUUGGAGAUCGAAAAGUAGAACUUUCCAGUUCAUUCCAGCAUGGGCCCGGCUAUGAUGUAUAUAACCCAUUCUAUAUUUAUCAGCAUAUUUCACCUGAUUUGAAUCGGCGCUUUCCUCCUCGUUCAGAAGCAACAAGACUGUAUGGAUCAGUUUGUGAUUUAAGGGCCAGCAAACUUCCCAGUUCCCCUGGGCUAAGCAAAUCUAUGUUUGAUCUGACAAGUUCAUCUCAGCGAUUCAUCCAGAGACAUGAUUCAUUGUCCAGUGUACCCAGUAGCUCUUCUUCAAGGAAAAAUUCUCAGGGGAGUAACAGAAGCCUGGAUACAAUUAAUCUAUCAGGAGAUGAAAGAGAUUUGGGGAGAUUGAAUGUGAAAUUGUUUUAUAAUUCUUCAGUAGAGCAGAUCUGGAUCACAGUUUUACAGUGUAGAGAUUUAAGUUGGCCCUCUGUUUAUGGAGAAACUCCUACUAUUUCUGUAAAAGGAAUAUUGACAUUGCCCAAACCAGUACAUUUCAAGUCUUCAGCCAAGGAAGGUUCCAAUGCUAUUGAAUUUAUGGAAACUUUUGUAUUUGCUAUUAAACUUCAAAGUCUACAAACUGUAAGACUUGUGUUUAAGAUUCAAACGCAGACACCCAGGAAGAAAACCAUUGGAGAAUGCUCACUAUCACUCAGAACUCUUAGCACUCAGGAAAUGGAUUACUCUUUGGAUAUAAUACCACCUUCAAAAAUUUCUGUUUGCCAUGCAGAACUUGAAUUGGGGACUUGUUUUCAGGCAGUAAAUAGCAGGAUUCAGUUACAAAUUCUUGAGGCUCAGUACCUUCCAAUCUCUUCAACACCUCUGACUUUGAGUUUUUUUGUGAAGGUGGCAAUGUUUAGCUCUGGAGAGUUGAUUUAUAAGAAGAAGACACGCUUGCUAAAGGCCUCCAAUGGAAGAGUAAAGUGGGGAGAAACUAUGAUUUUUCCACUUAUACAGAAUGAAAAGGAAAUUGUUUUCCUCAUUAAGCUUUAUAGUCGAAGCUCUGUAAGAAGAAAACACUUUGUGGGCCAGAUUUGGGUAAGUGAAGACAGUAAUAGCAUUGAAGCGUCGAACCAGUGGAAAGAGACAAUUAUAAAUCCAGAAAAGGUUGUUAUCAAGUGGCACAAAUUAAAUCCAUCUUGAGACCUGCACACAUGAAUUUGAUGAAGAACUUGACAGUCUUUUCGAAGACCUAUGAUUUCAAUUUGUUACUAAUGAGAAGAGAGAAAUCAAUGCAUUUUAAAAUUUUAUUGGAGAUCAUAAUUACAGUAUAUGGGUGGAUCUGAUAGAAAACUAAACUUGAUGGAAAACAUAAUGAAUUUUAUCAGAUACUCAAAAUGAAGGAAAUGUUUUGUUUUUUUUUUUGUAGAGACAGAGUCUCACUGUACCGCCCUGGGGUAGAGUGCCGUGGCGUCACACGGCUCACAGCAACCUCUAACUCUUAGGCUUACGUGAUUCUCUUGCCUCAGCAUCCCCAGCAGCUGGGACUACAGGCACCCGCCACAACGCCCAGCUAUUUUUUUGUUGCAGUUUGCCUGGGGCUGGGUUUGAACCCGCCACCCUCGGCAUAUGGGCCGGCGCCCUGCUCACUGAGCCACAGGCACCGCCCAUGAAGGAAAUGUUUUAAACCUACCAAAACAGAUAGUAAGAAGGUAAUAUUAUUAGGGUAACUAAAUAAAUUACAAAGUCUAUGUGAAUAUCAACCAUAGAUACUUCUUUCUUUGUUAUGUUUUUGCUUUUGUUUUUUAAACUUUACCUAGAUAUUCAAAGCUCUAUCAAAUCUGUUAAUGCUAUUAGAUAUUUGAAAGACUUUACCACUACUUCAGUGCUAGACAUUAUUGAUUAGAUCUUGGUUCCUCUGUUUACCUCUUGCUAUAUAUUUUUUUCUCUCAGCAAAACUGAAUUGAACCAUUUCAACUAUUUUCUGUAUUUGGGGAAAGUUUGGACCUUGUAUUUAUAAUUUCUUAUCCAUAGGACCUCAAUCACAUUGCAACUUUAUAAGCUAUUUAUCUCCAAGAAACUUAAGAAGUAGAAAACUACAUUUGUCAGGAAUAAAUGAAAACACCAGAAAGUUGAAGGCUAAUUAGAAACCCAGAACUUAUGUAUUUUGCUGUUUUGUUCCCUCAAAUAUUUUAGUUUUUGUUUUAUUUGGAGUUGAAAUAAAAGUAUCAUUCAUAUGGUCCAUCCUAAUUAGUAGAAUUAAAUGAGUUUAAAUAGCAAAUUCAAUAAUUUAUGGUAAUCACUUCCUUGUUUUUAGUUUUGUUAAAUUAUUGAACUAUUUGUUCUAUAAUCCACAGUGUUUUAGUAUUUUCCCACAUAACCAUACCUGAGAAUACUGUGUAACAAAUAAAUACUUUCUAUUGCAGCUUUUUGUUCAGGUACUUAUUAGAACUCAGUAUAUGGAGACAAUUUUCAGCUUAGUUGGCCCUAAGAGCUCUGGUUAGAAAGAACAGCUUUUUGGAGAAACAAAUGGCGCUAUCCCUGAUCUUGGAAAAUCUGACUUUAUUUUUGCUAGUUAAGUAGAGAGAGUACUCUAUGUUCUUGGUCUUUCAUUUUUCUAUUCUUUCUUACUUUGUCCCACACAUGCUAAGAGAUAGACAGUGAUAUUUUAGGACUGAAGUAUAUAUUAUACCUUGCUAUAACAUAAGCAUUCUCUCUUCAUUCCAGUUCCUAUAUUCAAUGUAUCUCAUCAAAAUUUUCCCAAAUAAACAAUACUCCUUUUCCUGAGUACCAUUUCCUCAAGCUAUGAAAUGUACAUGUAAAUAUUUUACAUCUCCUUUGCUUCUAUUGCCUAGAUUUUAUGAUACCAGUGGAGUUGACAAGUAUUUCUCCCACUGAACAUUUUGAAAUAUUUUUGUUUUAGAUUUGUUAAAAUGGCAUAUUGCUCAGUACUCACAUGGACUUUUAAGAGGAAUCAGCUUAUAUGGUAAUGUUUUGAACCUUCAAGACAAAUACUUUUUUUUUUUUUUUGUAGAAACAAUCUCAUUUUAUUGCCCUCAGUAGAGUCCUGUGGCAUCACAGCUCACAGCAACCUCCAUCUCCUGGGUUUAGGUGAUUAUCUUGCCUCAGCCUCCCGAGUAGCUGGGAAUACAGGCGCCCACCACAACACCAGGCUAUUUUUUUGUUGCAGUUCUGCCAGGGCCGGGUUUGAACCCGCCACCCUCAAUAUAUGGGGCUAGCGCCCUGCUCACUGAGCCACAGGUGCCACCCACAAAUACAAUUUUUUAAAGUUGUUUUUUCUUUAAAAAAAAAAAUCCAGAUUUCAUUUUUUUUUUCCAGAUUUUAUUUUAUAGAGCAGUUUUAGGUUCACAGCAAAAUUAAGAAGGUACAGAAAUUUUCUAUGUACCACCUUCCUCCCAACACAUGAAUAGCCUUCUACAUUAUCAGCAUUUUGCAGCAGAGUGGUAAGACAGUGAUAAAUUAUAAAUCAUUAUCACCCAAAGUUCAUAGUUUAGAGUUGCCUCUUAGUGUUAUGCAUUCUGUAGGUUUUGACAAAUGUAUGAUGACAUGUAACUCCCAUUGUAAUAUAUAGUAGCUUCACUGCCCUAAAAAAUCCUCUGCAAAUGCAACUGUUUUAAUAUAGGUACUAAAUAAGUAAAUAUGUUUUUUGGCUUUUAGGUAAUAAAUAACAGGCUUUUCAAAAAAUUUAGAAUUUCAGAAGUUUUCUGUGUUCUGUUAAUGUUUUCAGUUACUAAAUUUAAUAUAUGUAGUCAUGUAUUUAACUACAUUUUUAAUUAUUUUAUUUAAUUUUCAAUAUUCUUACAAUAUGUGUAUAAUGUGUAAUUUGAUGAAAAGCUGCAACUUCUUGGUUUCUUAGAAUCCUAGGUAAAAAAAAAUAAUAAAAAGAAAGUAUUUUCAUUAAUUGUCCUCAUAUCAAAGUUGAAUACAUAUGAUUCAUACUUCUCCAUUCCUGUGAUGCUUCACUAAGGAUAAUGUGUUGUACCUCCAGACAGGUUAGUACAAAUGCUGCAAAAUCUCCAUUUUUUAAAAUGGCUGAGUAAUAUUCCAUGGUAUCCAUAUACCACAGCUUGCUAAUCCAUUCCUGGGUUGAAAGGCAUUUAGGCUGUUUCCACAUUUUAGCGAUUGUAAAUAGGGCUGCAAUAAACAGCCUAGCGUAAGUAUUUUAUAAUAAUUUUUUUUUUCCUUCUGGAUAGAUGACCAGUAAUGGGAUUGCAGGAUCAAAUGGGAGGUCUAGCUUGAGUGCUUUGAGGUUUCUCCAUACUUCCUUCCAAAAAGGUUGUAUUAGUUUGCAGUCCCACCAGCAGUGUAAGUGUUCCUUUCUCUCCACAUCCACACCAGCAUCUGCAGUUUUAAGAUUUUGUGAUACAGGCCAUUCUCGCUGGGGUUAGAUGAUAUCUCAGGGUGGUUUUAAUUUGCAUUUCUCUAAUAAUUAGGGAUGUUGAGCAUUUUUUCAUGUGUUUACUAGCCAUUUGUCUUCUUUAGAAAAGGUUCUAUUCAUCUCUCUUCCCCAUUGAUGUAUGGGAUUGUUGGUUUUUUUCUUGUGGAUUUAUUGAAGUUCUAUAUAGAUCCUAGUUAUUAAGAUUUUGUCUGAUUCAAAAUAUGCAAAUAUCCUUUCCCAUCGGGUAGGUUGUCUAUUUGCUUUGGUUGUUGGCUCAUGCAUAUGAGGUCAGUCAGUGGGGCACCACUGACAGAUGAGGGGAGGGAGGGUGUUGGAGGGCAGACUUAUUUGGAGAGCUCUCUCCUGAGCACUUAAAAGUGUUUGUGGUUGUUACACUCCAGGGCACUGUGAGCGUCAUUCAUAUUGGUCUAUACUGUUAACAUUCUUUGAGAAGUUUGUCUUUUGGGCUGAUUACAGCUUAGCACUUCACUUACCACUUGGCAAUUUAGGGAGAUAAAAAUACAACAAAGUGAAUUUAUGACCAUCUUGUCACUGCAGGGACUUCUGACUACUUUCCAGAUUGAAACAAAUGGAAAGGAGAGGAUCUGACACCAUCAGAGUCCUCACAUCUGACAUAAUAGACCAUUUGAAGGCAAUUUCAAAGGAGAUGUUCAGAUAAUGUUUCAAGUGCUGGAACAGUGGGGAUAUGCAGAAGUUAUUUUGAGAAUAUAACAAUGCAAUUGCUGAUUAUGAAAUAAAAUGCAUUUAGUUCACCAUUCUUUAAAUGAUUUGAUCUUAUUUUGGGCAUAUAUAUAUGAAUUUAUGCAUAAUGUUCUACAACUUGCUGUUUUUCCUCAACAAUAUUCAUAUUCACUAUAUUCCUACCUCAUUCCUUGAUAGAGUGCAUUAUAUCCCGUAAAUGAGUACUCUGAACUGUAUGUAACCAUUCCUCUAUUCAUAGACAUUAAGGAUGCCUCAAAUUGUGUAUUAUUAUUAAAAAAUGUUGCAACCAAUAAAAAAAAGAAAAGAAAUAUUUUCAUUUAAAAGACCAUUUAGGUACAGAAGUAUUGAUACAACUAAGAUCCUGAAUGUUUUAAUUAGUGUUUACUUAAGCCUAUUUCAGGUAGUGUACAUAGCUGAUAUGCUGGUCGUUUCCUUGAAGAUUUAUAUGGAAAUAUAAAUAAAAAUAUACCUUCUGUUAUUAGGUACUCAUAUGGUGAGAAACACAUUAGGAGCUGGUUAUAAAAAAUGAAAUACUAGGCCAAGCAUGGUGGCUCACACCUGUAAUCCUUGCAAAAUAGGAUUUGAAAAAAAGCUGGGCGUUGUGGCAGACACCUGUAUUCCCAGCUAACAGGGAGGCUGAGGCAAGAGAUUCACUUUGAGCCCAGAAGUUUGAGGUUGCUGUGAGCUAUGAUGCCAUUGGCACUCUACGAGGGGGACAAAGUGAGACCCUGUCUCAAAAAUACAUAUAUUUAAAUACUAUGCCAAAAUAAUUCCUCUCUACGUUUGCUUAGGCAUUUCUUGACCUUUACCAACUUGUAACAAGGAGAAUGGAGCAAAAUGAUACAGGGUGACCUGAGGAAACCAUGGAAGAAUUCGUAUUAAUAGCUGCUAGUUUGCACGUGCUAAUGCCUAAUAGCAUAUUUAAUACACUUCAGAUGAAUACUAUUAAAUACCUGCAGCCUAUGUCAAAAUAUAACACCAUUAUUUGGCUUUCAUUUGAUUUUGUGUGACUUUUUAAAGCAGAACUCCUAGAGAAAUAACCAGCGAAAUAUAUCAGUUCCAGCUCUUAUCAGACUGUUAAGAAGGAACCAGUGGGAUUUUGAACAUCUGUUAUGUAAUUAUGAUCUGAAAAUAACCUGUUCUGUUUGAAUAUAGUUGUGUGAAUUUAUCUGAUACUAAUGUACUCAACAGCUAGGUGGAAAUUGUAUUUCCCAGCAAAAAAUUUCAUUGUUUGUUUAAUCAAGUAUUUGCUUAUUCAUGAAGGAUUUUUCAAUAAAUUUCAACUUUUCAUAUCAUGGCAAUAAUAAAUAUUUCAAAAAUUGAUAUUUCCUUUCCAUGGAUGGUU